ACUCUGCGUUCUCCGCUCAGUCGUCCCAAGUCCCACUGAUCGUGGGUUGCCAAGCGAUACGUAUUCUCGCGAUGGGUCACCGCAAGGGCAGGCCUCUAGCCUCGGCAGUGGUGGUGGUGGUGCUGGUGCUUUUGGGUGCACUUGGAGGGAGCUGGGCUGACACCCCGGCCAAUUGUUCGUACGGAGACCUCCUGGGAACCUGGGUUCUCCAGGUGGGGAAGGGAGGACAAAACAGCAGUAUCGACUGCUCCAGCAUGGGCCCCCCGGUGCAGUCUGUGACGGUGCACCUGCAGAAGUUCGACCUCGCCUCGGACGAGCUUGGACGCCCUGGCUUCUUCACCAUCGUCUACAACCAGGGCUUCGAGAUCGAGCUCAACAACUACAAGUGGUUCGCGUUCUUCAAGUAUGAGCAGGCCGGGGGUAAGGUGAUCAGUUACUGCGACCAGACGUUCCCGGGCUGGGUGCACGACAGCCUGGGCCACAACUGGGCUUGCUUCCAGGGCAAGCGCGUUUCUUCUGGGCCCAGUGUCCCCAGGUCGACGCCGCUGGACGCCGCCACCUACAAAAGCGAGCCACAGAAGCUGUACGAGUACAACCCCGCGUUCAUCCAUGCCAUCAACUCGGCGCAGUCUUCGUGGAGGGCGGGGCGCUACCUGGACAUGGAGAGGCGACCCAUGGAAGAGAUCGUGCGGCGCUCGGGUGGAAUUGGCUCGAUCAUUCCUAACCGGCCCCGGGCAGCUGCUGCGAGCGACGAGACGAGGAGGCGAGCGGCCGCGCUGCCCGCGGCGUGGGACUGGAGGGACGUGCGUGGAGUCAACUACGUCUCGCCAGUGCGCGACCAAGGCGGCUGUGGGAGCUGCUACUCCUUCGCCUCCAUGGCCAUGCUGGAGGCUCGCGUUCGCAUCCUCAGCAACAACACGCAGCAGCCCGUGUUCAGCCCCCAGCACAUCGUCUCGUGCAGCCCCUACUCGCAAGGCUGCGACGGCGGGUUCCCGUACCUGAUCGCGGGCAAGUUCGCGCAAGACUUCGGCGUCAUCGAGGAGAGCUGCUACCCGUACAUCGGCCAGGACAGCAAGUGCCUCCCCAAGGACCCUAGCUGCCUGCGCUACUACACCGCUCACUACCACUACGUGGGCGGGUUCUACGGCGCCUGCAGCGAGGAGCUCAUGCGUCUCGAGCUGGUGGAGAACGGGCCCCUGGCCAUCGGCUUCCAGGUGUACAACGACUUCAUGGCCUACCAGGGUGGCAUUUACCACCACACGGGCCUGCACGAUCAGUUCAACCCCUUCGAGGAGACCAACCACGCCGUGCUGCUGGUGGGGUACGGCACGGACGCCGGCGAGCCCUUCUGGAUCGUCAAGAACAGCUGGGGCGAGGGCUGGGGAGAGGGCGGAUAUUUCAGGAUCCGUCGUGGCACCGACGAGUGCGCGUUCGAGAGCAUCGCCAUGGCAGCCACUCCCAUCCCCAAGAUUUGAUCUUUUUAUCUAGGUUCUGGUUUUUUUUGUUGUUGUUUACAUAAUCUUGUUAUCUGUGAUUAUGUUACAAUUGUGGUGUUGUUGUGUUUGUGUCAUAUGAUUAUCAUCUUUAUCUUGGGUUGCCACCUGUUUUAUUUUUUUCCCAAGAUAGUUCUCUUUUUGGGUUUAGCUGUCCUGGAAAAUCAGUAAGUCUUCCCGGGAAAAAGUCUUGCUUUUAUCAAAUGUGUAAUGCACCAAUACAGUCACGGCCAGAUUAACCCAGUUUAACACGCAGGCUUCCGCGACCAACUCUGGCUGAAGCCUGAUGAUGCUAGUUGUAAUUACUGGCGAAACGUCGGACUCUAAUUGUAAAUAUUGUGGGUUUACUCUCCAGCACACAGGUCUGCUGUACUAGUAACGAAUUGUCAUAUUUUGCUUACGUGACAAACUUUACUAAUUGGAUGUAUCGGGUGGUGGCGGGUUUCAUGAUACAAUUUAUAUUUACGCGAUGUAACCCAAAAACCUCUUAUGGAUUAACCCAUAGCCAAAUAAUGCCUUAGGCCAUCAUAUGUUUGUAGGCCCUCCAUCCAUGUUGAAGCAACAGCUGAACAACGUUAGCAGCGCUAUCGGAAUGUCUUUUGUCUUUGAAUUACGAUGACAGCAUUCAUUCAUGACGGCUUCACAGCCAAAGUUAGAAGGAAACAAAUACAUUUGAAGAAAUUGAGUGAAGCGAGUGAUUUAUGUUUGAAGAAAUUACGUUGAUUCGAAUACAUUUAUGAAUUUUACAUAGGUGAAUAAAUGUUUGAUGACUUCUAGACAAUGUUUUGAAAUCCAUGUAGGCCCGUCCCUCCUAUUAAGUCAUCGGCCCAUCCAUCUUAAUCCGGUCCUGAUACCAAUACAUUCACAUUCCGUUUUCACCUGUUUUAAUAUUGUAAGAUAUUCUUCUCAUAUCUCACAGUUGUUUGAGCCGUCGGAUGGGGGCCAUGUCAUCAUCGUUACCAUGUUAUGAAAUAGAGAAAUGUUCUUGUGGAGCUUAAAACGUGAAAAGUGUAAAAUCACAACGUGUUGGGGAAUGAAGCCUGAACAAAUAACAUACGGGACACCCUCAUGAGCUAGAAACGAAAAUGUUAAGUAAAAAGAAGCCCUUUAAUAUAAUCGUCGUGGUACAGACAUUGCCAGCUGAGUGUUCUAACAUCAAUUAGCUCUGUGGACAACCCAGUCACCUCACAUUCAUUGUCACAAUGAACAAUGUCAAGUUUUUCAUUUAUUGUGUGGACUAAAGCAGCCCACUUUCUUGGCGCCAUCGUCUAUAAUGCCUUACAGAUGUCAUCAAUCUUACUUCCACGAUGUUAUCAUCAUCCUUGAAAAUGUUGUUCAUUUUCCUCCGGAGUGAUUGUCGUCUGUUUUGUGCACGUGAUUUGCGACGAAGAAAUUACGUUAAUAUUGAUGUUUUCUUUAUUGAACUAUGACCUAUGAUAAUCACUGUGAAGAGAGUAUUUUCAUUUUGUGCAAUGAAAAACAUCCAUAAAGUGUGUCACUUGGCACGAAUCAUCACA
Molecule: messenger RNA, 3010 nt
Organism: Lethenteron reissneri (Far Eastern brook lamprey)
Lineage: Eukaryota; Metazoa; Chordata; Hyperoartia; Petromyzontiformes; Petromyzontidae
Product: dipeptidyl peptidase 1-like
Biological process (GO): proteolysis
Molecular function (GO): cysteine-type peptidase activity
Source: RefSeq, a predicted model, not a curated record